AUGGGUGUUCAACACUACUGGCUGCUGCUGCUGUUGGUCGCCUGCCGCGAACGGAUUACAGGUGCUGUGAGUGGCAUCAGUCCAUAUAUAAAGCAUUACGAGGGCUUGUCAUACGACAGGGAGGACCUUCACAGGAAGCACCUGAGAGCCAGGAGAGCCUCACACCCUCAGGAAUACACACUGCAGCUAGACUUUACUGCUUUCCACAGAACGUUCCGUCUGCAUUUGAAACGCAACGCAGCAGCAUUUUCCGAAGAUUUCAUGGUGUUCAGGAAAAAUGUUUCUACAUUGGCUGACCUCUCCCACAUAUAUUCAGGAACACUAGAGGGUGAACAUGGUUCAGCCUGUUAUGGCUCGGUGUUACAGGGUCAGUUUGAGGGAACCAUCCAUACAGACAACGGGACCUAUCACGUAGAGCCAGUACAAAGAUACACCAGCAGCCAAACAGAUCACCACUCUAUCAUCUACCACGAGGAUGACAUGGUCCUACCAGCCAUGAGAAUUGGCCUUGAUGGAUUCUGUGGUGCAGAACAUCUGAACGUCCUCGCCCAGAGUCUCAGACCUGAUGAGGAGGCCCCCGCCAGCCGGUGGAGGAGAACAGUCGACGAGUCAAAGACCAGCUGCCUGCUGCACCUCCAUGCCGACCACCUCUACUACAAGAAGUUCAAGUCUGUUGAGGCCGUCUUGGCUCAGGUCGCCUCCUACAUGCGAGCUGUGAAUGACAUCUACGACAAGGUGGACUUCGAUGGGAUCAAGCUGAUUAACUUCAAAGUGAAAUCGCUCAAUGUGAUGACGGAGGAGGAUAAGAACGAUCCUCUGUACCCGCUGUACAUCGGGCCCGAGAAACUGUUGAGUCUGUACUCUGAGAACAACUGGGGCAACUUCUGUCUGUCCUAUCUGCUCACUAACAGAGACUACAGCGGGACGCUGGGGCUCGCCUGGGAGGGCAAGGCUGAUAACUGGGGAGGAAUAUGUUCCCAGCAGACCACCCUGCGUAACGGCCGGAGAUCCACCCUGAACACGGGUCUGGUCACAGUUCAGAACUACGGACAGUUCCUGCCUCCUCGACACGUCCAGCUGACCCUCGCUCAUGAGCUCGGCCACAGCUUGGGAUCCCCGCACGACGAGGGCUCAAACUGCGGAAACCUGGGCUCCAGCGGCGGUAAAGGCAGAUACCUGAUGUUCUCUCACGCCACAGACGAGGUGCGUGAAAACAACGACAAGUUCUCGCCCUGCACCAUCGAACACAUCAGCAAGCUCCUGAAGCUGAAGAAGGAUGACUGCUUUGUGGUCAGUGAUCAGCCCAUCUGUGGAAACCAGAUUGUGGAGGAAGACGAGGAGUGUGAUGUGGGUCACAACGACACGGACCUCUGCUGCUUCAGCGCCAAACAGCCUGUAGACGUCCAGUGUCGCCUCAAGCCUGGUAAAGUCUGCAGUCCGAGUCAGGGCCUGUGCUGCGGGCAGGACUGUGGCGUAAAGCCGGCGGGUGAGACCUGUGAUGAGGAGACAGACUGUCAGAUGGAGGGAGUGUGUUCGGGCCUCUCCCCGAUCUGCCCCGAGCCAAGCGCCAAGGAAAACCUCACAGUCUGCAGCCAGGGCACGCGUGUGUGUAUGAGCGGGGUCUGUGCAGAGUCUGUGUGUGUGAAGCACAGCCUGCAGCAGUGUGACUGUCCAGGAGCCUCCAUGAAGGAGAAAUGCCACAUGUGCUGCCAGCAGCCUGAUAAGCCUGAGACGUGUGCCAGCACCACGUCCUCAGUGCUGUCCCGUCACUUCCAGAUGAAGGCGUUGGCGUUGGUCGGGGGCGCUCCGUGCUCAGGGAGUCAGGGAUACUGUGACAAAUUCCACGUGUGUCGCCUGCUGGAUGCAGACGGCCCCAUCGCAAGGCUGAAAAACUCCUUCCUCAAUUUGGAUGACUUCGAUGACAUCGCAGAGUGGAUGAAGGCUCAUUGGUGGGCCAUCCUGCUGGCUAUCCUGACUCUGUCAGGAGUGAUGGGCUGCACCGUCUGCGUCUGCGGCCGCAAGUUGGUCACCACUGACUUGGAGUGACCUCUGACUUUUGACCCCUCUGGGAUUCAGUAUUUUUUUAGGAUGUUGAAGUGUCAAGGUCACCUUGAAGAGAUUCAACUUUGCUCCACAAACAAACAGACCUGUGACGGAAACGUACACCUGCUCAACGCCUCUCAUGCUGUUUUGUUACCUGAUACUUUUGGUACGUCAUUCCGGCCAUUUUCUUCUCCAUGCGUCAUUUGUCUGUUCACAUUUAAAUGCAGUGAGAGUCUCCUCUGCACAUGCUGUGGAAAAUACCGCUGUUGCUGCCUACUGUGGGUCAGUCAACCCCCUUUUAA
Messenger RNA from Cottoperca gobio, 2345 nucleotides. Its product is annotated as disintegrin and metalloproteinase domain-containing protein 10. The transcript is spliced from 15 exons. Lineage: Eukaryota; Metazoa; Chordata; Actinopteri; Perciformes; Bovichtidae. The coding region runs from base 1 to 2046 and encodes 681 amino acids. Gene Ontology annotation, molecular function: metalloendopeptidase activity. The record is from RefSeq and is a predicted model, not a curated record. Gene Ontology annotation, cellular component: plasma membrane. Gene Ontology annotation, biological process: membrane protein ectodomain proteolysis; Notch signaling pathway.